Ruditapes philippinarum (Manila clam) is the source of this 2288-nucleotide messenger RNA. RefSeq lists its product as uncharacterized. The record is from RefSeq and is a predicted model, not a curated record. Bases 38 to 2248 code for a protein of 736 amino acids. The transcript is spliced from 19 exons. NCBI's taxonomy places the organism in Eukaryota, Metazoa, Mollusca, Bivalvia, Venerida, Veneridae.
UUCAGCGAUUAGACUGUGUCAGAAACAGUUUGAUUACAUGAUGAAAACAUACGACAAACGCGUGAAAGAGUUGGAUGAAAAGAAAAAACAGUGUUUGGAAUUGCAAGGGAAACUUAAUUUAGCCAAGUCGCAGUGUGAUAAACUUGGCAGAGAGAUAGACGAUCAGAAGAGAAAAUUUAACAAACAAUCCCUGGAACUGUUUGAUACCAAAAAUGCUCUGGAAAAGCUACAAACAAAGAAUAAGGAAAUGCAUGACAAGAUUGCGGAGUUAACUAGCAAGAUUAAAUAUCUACAAUCAGAGUUGAAAGAGUUGAACAGGACACCAACUCCCCCUCCAACCCCUUCACCCCCUCCGUCACCUGAGAAAGUUUAUGUGAAGGUUGUUGAUUCAUCAACUGAACUAAAGCUGAAAGAAGUGGAAGAGGAACUAGAGGGGGCAAAGAGUGACAUAGAGAAAUACUUUGCAGAACUGCAGAAAGUGAAAGAUUUGUAUCGUGCAGAACAAGAAAAGAAUAAAGGACUGAUGGCGAGGAUCACAAUUUUGGAGAAAGAGGCUCAGGAAAGACCAACAACCAACGUUCCCGAACCUCCUGUUGCAGAACAAGUUAAACUCCCUGAUGGACAAGAUAAAGAUGUGAGUUACGUCAAGACAUUGAUGACAGGCAUGAAGAAAGACUUUGAAGCAGAACUUGAGAAGGUCAAGUCACAUGUCAAGAAAGAAAAAGCAAGAGGUGAUGCAAGUAUAAAGAAAAUGGAAUUCCUUCAUAAAGAUCAAUUGACAAGCAUACAUAAAGACAGUUUACGCAUGCUACGAGGAAUCAUGCAUUUCCGUGAACACAUGAUGGUGUGUUUUGAGAAAGAGAACCUUGCUGAUCAAGCUCAGGCUCUGCAAGAAUUAGGUGAUAUUAAAGAUAAGUUAUCACCUGAUCCGAAGGACAUGUUGGCUGCUUUAGUGGGCAUAGUUGUAGAUUAUUUAAACAAGAUGGAAGGUAUCUUAAGUAAUGCGUUCCUCGCUUUGAGAGUCUUGAUGAAAUAUCAGGUGGACAAACAAGUGGAGGCCGAGGUACAACAUAGAUUAGCCAUGAAAGAAGUGCAGAGGAAAGCCAGGGCAAUGAAGGAACCAAAAAAGAAUGUGAACUCUCUGGCUAAAUCUCUAAAGAAAGCCAAAAAUAAAUUGAAGAAUGCCAAACAGAAUACAAAAAACUUUGCUACGGAUAGGCAAUACCUAGAUCUUCUAUCAAGGUAUAACAACAUGAUGAAACUUUACCAGGGCAUGCAGAGAGAUAUGGAAGUCUUACAAGGUGACUUCCAUGAUACAAUGCAGAAGAAGUUGGAAGAGCAGGAGACGAUAAUGAUAUCACAGAUUAAAAUGGAGAAGAAACAGAAAAGGGCACAAGUUGAUGAACACCUGAAGAUGUCUAUAGCUGACCAGAAACAGAAUCUGAAGAUAUUGAGCAUUGCAUAUGAGCAAAAUAAGAUAUCCAAAAAGACUCAAAUGAUGGGCACUGCAAUGAUACAGAAAACUAUGGAAAUUCCUCGACGUAAACUGAAGACAUUGUUCGAAAAGUACAUUACUUACAGAACCAUUAAAGACUCGAAAGAAAGAGUGGCGAGGGUUUUGAGUGACGAGAAGAUGAAUUUGUCUGAUGAUACUCGCGAGGAUAUGGAGCAAUAUAUACACACAAUCGAUGGCAAAUUUAGGCAAAGCAUGAAGAAAUGGAAAGAGGAAAUGCAAGAACUGGACCAGGAGAAAAUGGAUCUGCAUAAAAGAAUUUACAAUUUGUUUAAUGAGGCCCUUGUUGAGAGGGGUGUUCUAUUUGUACAUCCGUUGCUAAGAGACCAGAACAAAACGGAGAAUAUUACGAAAGCGGCUUCUAUGAUGAACAGAAAACGACUGCAACAUAUUCUCUUUAAACGAAAACAACUAUGCAAGGAUAUUCUCCAUUUACCAGAUGAAAUUUUGGGUAAAGCUGUCACUUUAGGUCAAGGAGAUAAUAAAUUUUGGAAUCGGAGAGUAACACAGGAACGUGUACGUGGGUCAGAGUCAAAUAUCGUCUUACCACAUAUGGUGGUAUAUGAUGUGAACAAGCCCAGAAUAGAGGCAUCAAGGACUUUCUGUCGCGGAAGACAAACAUACGAUCUUGGCAGGGCGGAGAGUUUCGAUAUAUGUCAACAAAACUAUGUGCAGUACAUCAGAGAUUCUGCUCCAUAUGACUUGCUUUGGAAUACAACUGUUUGCAUAGCUUGAAUUUUAAGAUAAACACCACUGUUAUUGUAGUGUAAUUUUA